CGCAAAACAAGACAGAGCAGCAUCAGUAUCCACAGUGGAGCAAACAAUCCCAGAAUCAAAAUCCUUCGGUUUAUAUAUCCACCGCAAAAACAGAGAAAGGAGGAAGAGAGCGCACAAAAUGGGUUGCCAUGUAAAUUUGGUACCCCAUUCCAUGGCCACAGUCUCAGCUCGCCCCAAGGCUCCUCCUCCUCUAACUCCUCCUCCCGCCGCGUGUUCCAUUUCAAACCCACUCACCUCCUCCAAUUCCCAAUCCUCUUUCGUUUCCACAUUCUCUCCCUCUCGCCACCAAACCCUAACUCCUCUUCGUUCCCGCAGAGCCAUGAGCAACACGGGGGUGCGGUGUGGUUAUAAGACUGAGCCGCUCAGGAUUAUGAUCUCCGGGGCGCCGGCUUCGGGUAAAGGAACGCAAUGCGAGCUCAUUACAAAGAAAUAUGAUUUGGUACAUGUUGCUGCUGGUGACUUACUUAGAGCUGAAAUUGCAUCUGGGAGUGAAAAUGGGAAGCGUGCAAGGGCGUACAUGGACAAAGGACAAUUGGUGCCAGAUGAAAUAGUUGUCAUGAUGGUGAAAGACCGCCUAUCACAGCCAGAUUCUCGAGAAAAAGGCUGGCUUUUGGAUGGAUACCCUAGGAGCUCAUCGCAAGCAAUUGCUCUUAAGGAAUUCGACUUCGAGCCGGAUCUUUUCAUUCUUCUUGACGUUCCUGAAGAUAUUCUUGUUGACAGAGUUGUUGGAAGAAGGUUGGACCCUGUUACUGGAAAGAUUUACCAUCUGAAGUAUUCUCCUCCAGAGACCCCAGAGAUUGCUGCAAGGCUCACCCAACGUUUUGAUGAUACAGAAGAAAAGGUGAAACUUCGAUUGCACACUCAUCAUCAGAAUGUGGAGGCAGUACUUUCAUUAUACAAAGACAUAACUCUUAAGGUGAACGGGAGUCUUACGAAGGAUGAUGUGUAUGCCCAAAUCGAUGGUGUGCUGGUGAAGCUUCUUGAGAAAAAGCGGGCUACCUCUGAAUCUUUGGCAGCUUAGAAGAUGUAAAUAUUGAUUUUGGCUCCCAUUUUGACAAGUUAGAAAAAGAUCAAGUCAAUAAUUAAACGAUUUGGCUGUUUCGACGUGCUAGGAAACUACAUCAUUGAAGGUGGUCAUUGCAGCCACCAGCCAAAGGAACUGAAAGAAAUGGAUGUGAUUCCUAUCAUGUUGGGUAGGUUAGUGAUUUAUUUGCAGCUAAAUAAGCUGAAGGUUUCGAUUUAGAUUUACAUAUAUAUAGGUUGAUGUGAUUUGUUAUUAUAUUCUUCAUGGAUUUGGUGCUCAAUUGAAUCCUUAUUCAGAAUUUUCCUCCGGUUUGACUUUUGCUCUCUAAAGAAAAUAAUAAUUUAGGCAAAAGAUUUCAAAGAAAAAAGACAAGACCGAGUUGAA
This is a messenger RNA of Fragaria vesca subsp. vesca, 1408 nucleotides long. RefSeq names its product probable adenylate kinase 2, chloroplastic-like. NCBI's taxonomy places the organism in Eukaryota, Viridiplantae, Streptophyta, Magnoliopsida, Rosales, Rosaceae. Gene Ontology annotation, cellular component: cytoplasm. The transcript has 7 exons. The record is from RefSeq and is a predicted model, not a curated record. Gene Ontology annotation, molecular function: nucleoside diphosphate kinase activity; ATP binding; AMP kinase activity. Gene Ontology annotation, biological process: nucleoside triphosphate biosynthetic process. Bases 119 to 1021 code for a protein of 300 amino acids.